This is a messenger RNA of Vitrella brassicaformis, 6547 nucleotides long. NCBI's taxonomy places the organism in Eukaryota, Vitrellaceae. The record is from the annotation of a GenBank genome assembly.
GGCGGUCUAUCCCCUCAUCCCCCACACGAACACAGCGGGCCCCAUCUCCUUCGAUCGGAUGCAAACAGAGUCAGCGUCACGGCCAUUUGUUCAUCGCUAUGUCACUGAGUCGUUCUUGACGAAAUCAUUUGAGCAGAAAAUGAGGCACUCGGUUGUGGAGUUCGCGGUCCCGCCAGCGCGGGAAAACAGAGCUCGUGUAGGCAAAACGCAAACGCUUCCUUAUUUCCGUUGGUUCGUUCGUUUUGCUCGUGCAGUCAUGUUCGAUGGUUACUUCUCGUCGUGAGCUGAGGGCCAUCACGCCGACCAAGUCCUUGCCGCCGAAGAGCCCUCAACUGAAGGGCAUACUGGCAAGGAAGGCGCUCGGCACCGCAACGGAUGAUGAAUAUGCUGAGGAACUGGACAUCAACACAGCCGCAGGGACAGAGAAGAAAAUUGCGGCUCUCGGCCCGCAGAUCAGUGACCUCACGGAGGCACAGCUCAACAGCGAUUACCUUCUCAAGAAGCAGAAGUCGCUCGUCAACAAGAUGCCAUACGGAAGCCUCCUUAUCUCCCUCUUCGCGCUGGCUGGCGUCGUGAGCCAAUACGUCUUCUCUAGCGCGAAGGACGGCGAGCUGUCGACGAGGGACUUGGCUGGGGUCAGCGUGGCUCUGAGGGCGGUCUUCUGGUCGCUGGGAGCCCAGGCAGUCAUCGGUCUGGCUCUCUUUGUCUUCAGCGUGGCCGCCUCGAAGCGAGAACGGCUGCGACCGGUGGGCGACUAUUGCUUGGGCGGUGGGCUGCUGGGGAUAUUUCUCUUGACGGGCAUGUUCGGUGACUGUCGUCGGGCGGCCGUCUUUAUCAAUCGUCAAAGCUGCAGUAGCCUACGGGAAGAGGUGAGAGCCAGGCAGGCAGAGGGGCAUGACUGCUACGAUACGAUCUUAAGUAAACGGAUGUGGUUUAUGUGCAGCGGUAUUGGAUAUUUGACAGCUAUGUGUUGGGCUGGAUGCUAUCGCUUGUCACUGCAUCGUGCACUCUUCUGCCCAUGCGGUAGGGACGAGAACGAGACACAACUCGUAAUCUAGUGUGUCUCCCGCACUUGUCGUCACGCAGUAACCGGGUAGCGGCCUUCAUUGGUGUGAGCUCGAUCACGUGCUAUUUCAUCACAACCUGGGUGGUCUUCAUCACACGAUCAUUCGGCGGGGGCUUCGCCAUCCUCGCUCUCAACUCCUCCCUGUUGGCUGUCUCCGUCUGCCUAACACUCGUCGGCCGCCGUAAAGCUGAGCGGCAGGACGAAUUCAAUUUCAGGCGGAUUUGCAAACAAGAGGUCUGGUCACAGCACAUGUACGUGAACAGACAGCGAGGCGUCCGUAUGUGGCAAUGAGCUGGUGCUUCUCUGCUGUGCGUGGUCUCUUCUUUCAGCACGACAUUAUUAUGCUGUCUCGUCACCUGAACAAUCUGGAGGAAACCUUUUUGUCUCCGACGACCAAAAAGGAUCGCGCCUCGACUGUUUACGAAGUCCACAUGGAUAAACUUCGGAAGGUAAAAGUGUACAUAUCCAUUGGACAAGCAGUCAAUGACCAGAGAGAGCCUGGUCUCUGCGUGUGUCGUUCAGAUAAUGAAGCGGCUUGAAAGCCUUGCGCAUGUGAUGGAGGCACUGGAGAAUCAGCACCUGGACGCCCUCGACAAUGACAUUAACGCCAGCGCCCGCAGCAUUGCGCCCCUGUUUCCCUCCCUCACAAACGAUCCUCUUCCCAGUACGUCGUCUGCCUUCACCGGGAGCAGCAGCGGCAGGAUGAAGGACGUCAAAAUGAAGGAAGGUGCGAAGAGCUCUCCCAUUCCAUCAAGAAGGCACUGGAUGUCGUGGAAAGAGUGGCUCAGAGUCAAUGCUGAGAAGAUCAGGCCCUCCAAGAAAUUAAGACGAGUCGACAAGAAUAGGGCAUUCAAGCUCCAGUACAAGAAGGUGUGGAGGUGAACGAUGGGUACUGAGACAGUUGCCAACUGACAUAAUUCCAGCCGAUGGGGAUCUGUUGUGCAGACGGUGUUUGAGCUCCAGCAGUUGGGUCAGCAGAUGAAGCUGUCGCUGGCCGCAUUAUCACACAUCGACACAAUCAUGGACGUCAAAAUCAGCCCGGCACAGGCAAGCACUCCAGUGACAGAGUGUGUGAAUGACACUCGAUCGAGAUUCACGUGGCUGUUGUGUUGUACGUACGUAAACAGGGUGUGAGCGGUUCCGACCCGUCGAGCGACGACCCGUAUAUCAUGGAUUGGGUUGCCACCAACUUCAUGCGCAGAGAGGGGCAAGACUACCUCAACACAAGCAAACGAUCGCUACGGAGGGCGUCCAUCGCAAGUCAGACACUCACCCACCCACCCAACCAGCUACCACGAACCAAAGAAUCAAAUGAAGACAUCUUGGCCGUGCCUGUGUCUUUCCUUUUUUCCAGCAACGGACAGCACGUUAGCGCAGCACGGUGGUCCCGUAGGUAGGAAGCAACUCAGUCACCGAUUGAGUAUACUCUUCCCAUGAGACUUUGUCUCUGCUUCAGUUUUCGGUGUGAGUUUCGCCGUUACGGCCAACCAUAGCUCUGCGCCGGCGGGCCAGGCCGCCGAGACAGCUGACGUUACCGGGGGAAUGCUGCAAAAGAUGCCCUCGACCAAGCAUCUGGUCCCUCUCAGAAACGAAGCGCGCCAGGCACCGGAGUCGGCAGAAAAGCGGCUCGAGACACAGCAAAAUAGAGAGGAGAGGGUGCCCGCGGCUCAGCAGCUGCAGGGCGUGCGCACGCCGAUGUCAGACAACUAUGCUCCCACGGUCAACUCCCAGGCAGUACGUGCUGUCCGUCGUGCCCUCCUGCGCCAGCUGCAAGAGACGCCCAAGUUGGCCAGAGACCCCGCCAUGUCCGUUCCCCGGGCACAGACCGAAGGCGUCUUCCGGCGGGGCUCUGCCCCUGAUGCACGCCAGAGUGAAGCUAUGAUCCCCAACAACCAGAAUGACAACCACAUCGGCAACCACCCACCGCAUCCGAGACGGCACUCCAAUCCAAGGGAGUCUGUCGCGGACUCUUCAGCGGUCGAGGUGAUUGUGGACCAUACUCCCACGCCGGUGCGUCAUCGAACAGAGCAGGCCACGCCUCCACAGCCGUCAAAAGCCGGGCAGAAGCUGGCGGUCCGCGCAGUGUGGAACCCCUUUCGUCGGUCGCCCCCUCCCUCCCCCUACGCCCAUUCCGACUCGUCAUUACCAGCCACAAGCAGCCCUCUGACGUUCCUGCGCACGCGUCUCUUUCGCGGAGGCGAGAAGGGCGUGAGGCAUCCGGGACUGCAGUUGGACACAUCAAUCGGCAUCCCCAUGAACUCACCAACGCCCUUACGCCCCGCAAAGCUGAAGCACAGCGGCAAGAGAGAAAAGGAGAAGUCGCCGCCACCGCAGGAGCAGAGAAGACGGGUGUCCAACAGGAUGAAGCGCUUCCAGGCUGGCACCAGGAGGUCAGAGGGGGACGCGCAAUCCGUCUUAGGGAAGAUCGGCAGUGCAGAGGGGAAUGCCAAGAACUCCACCAAGAACAGCCCCUUGGACUCGGCGCAGCACCCGAGACUCUUUCAGUAUCGCCAUUCGUCCUCAUCUGGUGAGUCAAUCGGCAGCGAGGCCCACGCUACGGUGGUCAUUAUGGGAAGCGACACACACUUGGAGAGGGAGACGGCCGCCACGGCAGCAGAGAAGGGUGGACCUGAAGCCGUAAGAGAGUGUAUUCCCCUCCCGCCCUACCACCCGUUCGUUUCUGAUGAGGUCAAGGCCAAUGUCCUGGCAUCGGCUGACUUUCGCAUCCUGCGUCUCGAUGACGAGUCCCCUUUACAGUCACCGAUCCGAUUGGACGAACAGAGGAAGACCGGCCCGAGAAUCGCACCGGGCACUGCCAACGGUAGCGAUGAAGCUGGGCGGACGAUCGCUCCAGAUUCCCUGGAAGCAGCGACAGAGACGACCUGCUUUGGGCCCCUGUACCCCUAUUUGAGUGUAGCAGUGCCGAGUGUCCUCCCACACCCCGCACCAGAAGAUGCCAACCAAGUCAGCAGCGAUGCACCGGUACGCAACUAGCAGCCACCCAAACACAUGAUAGCCGACCGUCUGAAUCGGUCUGACGCGUCCCUUUCUCUCAGGAGCGUCUGUUCAAAGCCAAUGGGCGCCACUACGUUGUAGAUCCGAAAACAGUCAGGGCCCGCAGCGGCCUUUUCUUGCCCGUGGACCUCUUUGAGCUCUGCAAAGUGUACGGCAUUGGCGAGAACUGGAACGCAUCGGUGUUGGGCUUGGCAGGUCGAAGCCUUAACCACUCUCUUCUGGCUGUGGGCACGUAUCUCUUGGCUCCCGUCAUCUGUGACCGUGAUGAGCUGGGCGAACGGGCGCCGCAGCUGAUGCGCUUCCUCCACAAGAUCACGUGAGGCAGGGGAGACACGGGGAAAACAAAAAGAAUCCAAACAGGAGUGAUCGAUGUCGUGUCUGCAGGGAGACUUAUUUGAACAAUCCCUACCACAGCGAAGCGCAUGCAGCAGAAGUGUGCCACUCCACAGUCGUCCUGGCGAGAAUGCUCAGGGUGCGUUCAUCCACAGUACAAGCUCUGGAACCACGUGAGUGUGUCUCUCUUUUUUUCUUGUGUAGGUGUGGGACAACCUGGAUAUGUUGGGUCAGUUGUCGCUGCUGCUGAGUGCUCUCUGCCAUGACGUGGGCCACGUCGGACGGAACAAUGCAUUCCUCAUUGCGGCCUCGUCGGAGCUAGGUCGGCACUAGCCUGCCACUGUCUGUCUCUCGUCCUGUCACCUGUGUCGCUUCCCCUGUGUAGCGAUCAUCUACAAUGACAAGUCGCCUCUUGAGAACAUGCACGCAUCAACCACAUUCAAGGUUCACAUUCGCAUAAUUGAUCAAUAAUGGAUCAGGCUCACGCGAGCAGCGUUCCUGUUUCUUUGUAGCUGUUGAGUGAUGACAAGUGUGAUUUCGUGGAUGCCCUGUCGCCCGCCGAUCGCGCCACCUUCCGUCGAUAUGUGAUCGACCUGAUCCUGCAGACGGACAUGCAGAUGCACUUUGAGGAGGUCAGCAAGUUCAGAAUAAGGCGGCAGGCGGCCGACUUCGAUAUGGUUGAGUCCGCUGCCGACCGCUGGCUCACUGCGCGGCUCAUCAUGAAGGUGAGACAGACAGACAGACAGGCAGACAGACAGCAACAGAAGGCGCCUUGCGUGUUCUCAUUGUCGUCUUUUCCUCCAUGCAGGCUGCGGACAUCGGUCACAGCUGCAAGACAUGGGCGCAGCACAAGCGAUGGAGCUACCUGAUCGUACACGAGUUCUACCUCCAGGCACGAUAGCCAUCCUUCCCACCUGUGCAUGCAUCACAUGUUGACAUGUCUCCAUUUCGUGUCUCGUCUGCAGGGCGAUGAAGAGCGUGUACGGGGCAUGGAAGUGUCCCCACUAUGCGACCGGCAGAAUGCUGCCGACCUGCCAAAAUCACAAAUCGGCUUCCUCGGAUUCGUAUGCAGGUAGUCUUCUUGCUCUUGAACAUCCGACAUAGUCGCGGGCAUUGUGUCUUGACUGAUGUGUGGCAGGCCGUGCUUCGAGGAGCUGCAGGCAUUGGACACGAGCGGCAGUAUUGCUAAAGUAUGCCUUGACGAACUACAGGAGAAUAGCAGGAGGUACCCAGCGCCUUCACGACACGCACAUUGAUCGCAGCACAUCAUUUCUUCCUUUGUGGUCUGUGUCAUCAGGUGGAGUGUGGUAGAGACGGCGAUCGAGAGCAAACGAGCCUUCCACCCGGACGGCGACCUAGUACCGCUGCCAUCCAAAGAGCUGCCGUCCCCACCACAGUUGUCUCCCAACAACAGCUCCUCACCCAGCCACGACGGCAACCACGAAUCAUCGUCGGCUUCGGCCUCCCUCAACGCUGACGAAAGGGAGGGUGGGCAGCGGGAGGUGCGCGUGACGCCCAGUGCCCGGCUCGUACACAAGACGAGGGAACAGGAGAAGGACAGGGCAACAUGAGGCUGUAGCAGACGCGAUUCACGUGGGGGAGGGACUUCUUCGGCCACCGCCUUUAUGCCCAGAUGCUCCGUCUAUUUUUCCCAUUUGGGCCGAGUGUCCCUGCCUCACGUCCAGCAUUUUUCUCAGGAGAAUUGUCUCUGCGUAUGGGCGGGUAGCUGGGGAAAGAAACGGCUCGUACGUGUCUCGUCUUGCACUCAAUCGAGAGCUGCGUCUUUUUUGCUCUAUGGGCUGUUUUUUGCAGCCAUGUCCGUUGUUUGGAAAUGAUGAUGAAUUCGAAUGAAUUCAGGUUGUGUUUAUAAACACGUCUUUUGGUCUGCGACACGCGUCUGUGGGUGGCUAGCCAUGGCUGUGGCAGGCGCUGUCCUUUCUUGCUCGGGGUCGUGUUGCCUAUGUCUCUCAUGUUGUCCGGUUCCGAUGCUGCGCGUGAGCGCCGCGUGCAGUGUCUGGUGUAUACAUCCGUAGCUAGCUGCAUGUAUGAAUGCCCACAAGUGACGGACACACUCAAACAGCAGGCGAUAGGCUUUACUUGAUAAUUCCUACUCACCUAAGUACUUUGAAUACG